Molecule: messenger RNA, 1225 nt
Organism: Drosophila rhopaloa
Lineage: Eukaryota; Metazoa; Arthropoda; Insecta; Diptera; Drosophilidae
Exons: 1
Coding region: 440-1225 (261 amino acids)
Source: RefSeq, a predicted model, not a curated record
ACAAUGCAACCAUUGAGAGGGGAUAUUAUUUUGAGAUGUUUUUCCCUUUUCAGGACCUGUGUCUGGUUGAGUAAGGGAUAAAUGCACCCACUUACGUAACUGACAAGAUUCCUUUGGGAAAUCAUUCAAUGAAUAACAAGUCAAUUGUAUUAAACUAAAUAAGAAAUAUAAAAAAAACGACAAAAAAGUAUGCAGUAUACAAAAUUACAAAACGCGCUUAGAGGCAUUGACUGUCACCAAUUGACGGAUUAAAAGAUAUUUAUUUGCUUGUUCAUUGCCAUGUCCUGAAGUUGUGCAAUUGUGCUCGACGGACUUGGAGUCCUUUGGCUGGUGUGUCAGAUUUUUGCAGGUUUCAGUUUGAAAUUCAAAUUUUGGAUCGCCCCUUUUCGGCCUUUUACGCCUCUCUAAAUUCGGUAUUCAAGGAAACCCAGGCCUUGUCAUGAUGGCGUCAAAGCUGCGCCUGCGCCGAGCCCCGAUUCAAAGGUUCCUGGCCAAUAGCCGCUGGUACAACUGGGGCAACUACGAUGCCAGCUCCGGCGAGUGCUGCCGGAUGCGCGACAAGAAGACCACCGCCUGCUUUAAGGCCCACUCGAUCUGCCCGGCCAAAUAUGAGCGCAACGAGUGCUACGAGAGACCUUCCUUCAGCAGGAACCAGUACCCCAAGUACCUAGAGGAGAUCUAUCAGCGCGGCAAGCCCGAUCCCGAAUGCUGGCUCAAGGUGAUCCGACACGACACCGAGCACUACAGGCCCUCGGAUAAGCAUCGCCAGUACCAGCGCACUUGGCCCGAGUGCCCGCUCCUCUGGCUGCGUCCCAAGGACACCUGCUGCCCCGAUCCGGAGACCUAUCCGCCCAUGAAGCGCCGCAUCCGUCCGCCGCAGGAGCCGCCGCUCUCGGCCAUCGACAAGCACCUGUUCGAGAUGAGCGUGUUCUGCAGGUCGGUCCUCAGGCCUCCCGGCUGCAAGUUGGGCCGCCGCCCGCCCAAGUGCCACGUGGCUAGGCAGCCCCAUGACUGCUGCAAGCAGGAGGCACCCUUGCCCAGUUUCUCGGAGGCGUGUCGCCACCUAAUACCGCGCUUCUGCCGCACCGAAUGCGCCUGUCAGGCGGUUCCCGGCCUCUGCGAAAUGUGGAACACGUACCAUCGGCGGAACAAGUCGCGCAGGAUCUGCACCAAGCCCCUGAUCGGAUACUCUCCCCACAGAUCUCGGAUGCUCUUUCCGUUCUAA